Pelobates fuscus (common spadefoot toad) is the source of this 1064-nucleotide messenger RNA. RefSeq names its product catechol O-methyltransferase-like. Gene Ontology annotation, biological process: dopamine metabolic process; developmental process; catecholamine catabolic process. NCBI's taxonomy places the organism in Eukaryota, Metazoa, Chordata, Amphibia, Anura, Pelobatidae. Gene Ontology annotation, cellular component: axon; membrane; dendrite. The transcript is spliced from 5 exons. The record is from RefSeq and is a predicted model, not a curated record. Gene Ontology annotation, molecular function: catechol O-methyltransferase activity; magnesium ion binding. Bases 135 to 785 code for a protein of 216 amino acids.
GGUUUUAUAACACAUUCCUACUUCAGCUACUGUGUGAAGAUCCUGCUGUUUCAUUGUACAAUUCAUUCUGCUGUUAUCUUAUUACAACUGUGCCUGAACAACUGAAACACUCUAAAAAAUCAAAUUUUUUCACCAUGGAUGAGUUAAAGGAGCAGAGAAUUUUGGAGUUUGUUCUUCAGAAUGCAGUGCGUGGUGACCCACAGAGUGUGGUGGACAAUAUAGAUCAGUACUGUAGGAACAAAGAGUGGGCCAUGAAUGUAGGCGAUGAAAAGGGGCUGAUCCUUGACAAGGUAGUGGAAGAGACAGCACCAUCUAUCGCCCUAGAGCUGGGCACAUACUGUGGCUAUUCUGCUGUCCGAAUAGCCAGGAUACUUAAGCCUGGAGCUCGCUUGCUGACUAUCGAGAUGAACCCAGAUAAUGCAGCUGUGGCCAAGCAGAUAAUUGAAUUUGCUGGAGUUCAGAACAUGGUGCAAGUUCUAGAAGGUUCAUCUGCAGAUAUCAUCCCUACUCUGAAAGAAAAAUACCAAGUAGACACUCUGGAUUUUGUGUUUCUGGAUCAUUGGAAGGACAGAUAUAUAAUAGAUACCAAACUAUUGGAGGAAUGCUGUUUGUUGAGAACAGGCUCUGUAUUCCUGGCUGACAAUGUUGUUUACCCUGGCAUUCCAGACUUUUUAGAAUACGUCAGAUUCUGUGGUCGCUAUGACUGCACCAACUACCCAUCCCAUGUUCAGUACAUGAAUAAAGAAGAUGCUCUGGAGAAAGCUGUCUUCAAGGGUUAUAUCUGAUUAUUACAGGGACAGCAUUAGAUAUAGACCCAAGGCUCUGUUCAAAUAGUGCUUAUAUAGUUCAUGGCCUUAGUCUAGUAUCAAUGAACACACUGAUCUGAACAGAAUAGAAUCAUGGCUUUCCUGCUUUAAAAUGAAUGUUCAGAACCUGAUUUUAACUGGGUACUAUGAUACUAGUAAAAAUCUGGAACCAUUGGAGCCGAAGUUGUCCUCAAGAAUGUGUUUCAAAGCUCAAACGUAGGUAUAUCCCAAACACAUGAAACCAUUAUAUAAGAACUA